CCUACUCAGAGAUCAGCAUAUUUAUCAUAAACUUUCCUUUUGAUUCCAAACUUCAUCUCAAAGAGCAUCCUCACUAGUUAAACAAGAUCAGAAGCUUGACAAUCAAUUCAUCAUGUCAUCGUCAGAAUUUCCAGCCAGUUUUUAUGGCGAGCCGGGAGUUCUGGGCAUGUUAGCCAAUGGGAUCAGUGCAUUCAUUGUCCUUCUCCAGAACUUUCAGACGGAACACACUGGCAUCCCGCCGAAGGGGGUGGAGAACAUUUUGGCAGGUGUGCACCUCAUCCUGAUUGGUGGCAUAUGCCAGUUGGUGGCUGGUUUUCUCUCUUUCCGCAAGUAUGAUCACCUGAGUGGGACAGCCUUCAUUGGCUACGCCAGCCUGUGGGGCAGCUACGGUGCCACACGCAUAUUCCUUGGAGCCAGGGACCAACUAAGCAACACAACCCUGUUACCUGUCAACAUAACUCUCAAUGUGUCCAUGACCACUGCCCUUCUGAACUCCACCUUAGCUUCUCCAGUCUGGCUGUCCUCUCUGCCAAUCAAAGAGACUGCUAUAUCAGGCCUGGUCCCUUACAUCCUCCUCUCCUUCCUACUCUCCUUCUGUUCUGCUACCGUCAACUACAUCAUGCCCUUUAUAUUUGGGGCCAUCACAGCUACUUUAAUCUUUGAAGCAGUCGGGUUUGUAGCCGGCUGGGCCCUUGUGGUCUCUGGUUUCUUUGAGCUUCUGAUCCUCCUUUUUGCCAUGUAUGGCUCUGCAGCGCUGCUUGUCAAAGGUCUGGGCCAACGAUUGAUCCUUAAGGGCUUUGGCACACCUCUCUUCAAUGUGCUCCUCCUAGGAACAUCCAAUGCUGGCAGCGUCCAAAGUUUGGGACAGGAGAAAAAGAAGAAUACAAAGUAUGCCGAGCCAAUGGCACUAGGGUUCUUCUGUGAUACUGUAUCAUCCUUCAUUCUGGCCUUCUAUAGCUUUGGGUAUGUGUCAUCCUUUGCUCUCGGGGCCGUCUGGAUCUCCAUUGUCUCCACUGCCCAGCUUUUGUCUUCCUACUAUGCUCACCUGCGCCUCGACGGGUAUCACACCACCAAAUUUGGCCUCCAUGCCUCGUACUGGCUGAUCAAGUCGUGGGAAGAGUUUGUGGCAUCAACUCUGAUUGUGCAUGACGUCGCAAAAGAGUCUGGUCGGUCACCGAUGGUGGGUGACUGGUUCUUUGUAGCAUCAGCCCUGGUUUUGAUCUUGGUGAGCCUGAACACUGACACCCUGGAGUUGACCCACAAUCUUCUAUUCCUCCUUCUCUGUAUCUCCACCAUCCCCCAGAUACCCCUUCAGGGGUACUACAUCUUCUUCGGGGUUGCCUGCUCUAUCUUUACCGCAGGCUCUCUCUAUGGAACCUUCUGUCGUCUCAUCAACACUAUUGCAGAGAAGACCCUGAUUCCUGUUGGGCCACAGCCCGUGCCCAGUGAGCGACUGAGGGCAGCUCUGGGUGGUAAAACCCAGACCCACUCCAUCCCUAACCAGAUCCCAGAUGCUCUAUUUUACUUGACCAAUGGGGUGGCAGCACUGUCAGCCCUCCACACCAGCUUCUCUAGUCAGAACAACUCGUUCCUCCAUCUUACCAUCCCCUGGGUGUUGAUCUCUGGAGCCAUCAUCCAGCUCUACAUUAGCAGGCUUCAGGUCAGGGGUGGCCUGAGAUUUGGGUCAGUCAUUCCAUCCUUCUAUGUAGCUGUAUGGGCCACCUGGACAUGGUUCAGGUUUGCAGGCCACCUGCUCAGGCUAUCUGAAGACGCAGUACAUGGCUUUACAGUUGGAGCCAUUGCCCUCCUGAUAGUCAAUGCUUUCCUCAUGCUGAUUGCUGCUUACAGGAAUGUGGUAUUGCUGCUCCUGACCACCAUCAUGGAAGUGAUCCUGGUCUGCUUCCUUCUCUCCACCCUCAAAAAGCUGCCUUACCAACUGGAGAUUGCUAUGCUGGCAGUGUUCUCAAUGAUAUGUCUGUAUGGAGGGCUGGCAUGCCUGGUUAACAACAUAUUUGCCCAGAGACUGCUCCCUAUGGGCCCUCCACUUCUCAAGUUUGAAAAGAAGGAGAAUGCUCCAGUGCUGCCAUGUGAGGUGGCUGACUCUCGUCUGACUAGCAGUCUCCUAAAGAUUGCCAAGGUAUUGGAUGAGGGUGGAGUCUGUGGCAUCCCCACGGACACGGUCUAUGCUCUGGCUGUAUCCUGUAAAAACCCACAGGCCAUUGAGAAAAUCUACUCCAUUAAGGAACGUCCAGCAGAGAAGCCGAUCUGUAUUUGCAUCUCCAGUAUAGAGCAGCUGAUGGCUAGCAAGCCUCCCUUCAGCCCUCUGCUCUGGGAGUUCAUGAGAAAUGUCUACCCUGGGGGAAUAAGCUGUAUAGUCAGCAAGGGAGACUGGCUCUCAAAAUUGGGUGUGGGCGCAGCCUACGAUCGUGUGGGUACCAGGGACAGCAUCAUGAUUAGAGUCCCAGACCAUACUGUGAACCGACAUCUAUGUGACAUCACCGGUCCUCUUGCUAUAACCUCAGCCAAUCCUAGUGGAGAAGUGGACAGUACACAUCAUGAUAUGGUCAUUAGCCGACUAGGACAUAAGAUCCAGGGUGUUCUGUGUGAUGGGGAGUCCAAUGAGGUGGUAGCCUCCACUGUAGUCAACUGCUUGAAGAUUGAUGAAGGUACUAUCACCAUUCUGAGAGAAGGCUGUGUUCCUGCUGCCAAGGUUCACCAGAUCUUUGAAAGGGUAAAGAGCAGGAUGCUGUGAAAAUCUGCCUCAUCCCUUCAUUCUCUCUUUCAUCUAUUCCUCUAGUACCUGUCUUUGCCUGUUUCUUAUCAUGGUCACCAGGAGUCAGAGGCUCCUAACCACUCAUCUAUAAAUACAAAAUUAAGUAUUUAUUGUGUGUUUGGUUGAACAUUUAUUCAACCUUUAAUUGAAUAAAUAGGAAUUUCAAAUCAUUUAACAAAUAAUGUGUGUAAUAAUACAAAGACACAGAUGGAAAAAAAACAUUUUUCCAGCUUUUAGUUAGUCAAAGGUGUUGUUACUUAUUAUGUAUUUAGUAACAUUUAUUGGAUUUUAUUGUUUACUAUGUGGAAUAUGACCAAACAGUCUGUUUGUGUUGUGGUUUCGGUGUGGAUGGUGAUGUUUGUAGGUUUUUUCUACUGCAUGUCAACAUGAGCACCUUCAAAUUGUCAAUUUGUGAGAAAAUGAAUG
This is a messenger RNA of Hypomesus transpacificus, 3199 nucleotides long. RefSeq lists its product as uncharacterized. The coding region runs from base 113 to 2752 and encodes 879 amino acids. Lineage: Eukaryota; Metazoa; Chordata; Actinopteri; Osmeriformes; Osmeridae. The transcript is spliced from 11 exons. Gene Ontology annotation, cellular component: membrane; cytoplasm. Gene Ontology annotation, molecular function: nucleotidyltransferase activity; tRNA binding; double-stranded RNA binding. The record is from RefSeq and is a predicted model, not a curated record. Gene Ontology annotation, biological process: regulation of translational fidelity.